Messenger RNA from Saccostrea cuccullata (small rock oyster), 531 nucleotides. RefSeq lists its product as uncharacterized. The record is from RefSeq and is a predicted model, not a curated record. Lineage: Eukaryota; Metazoa; Mollusca; Bivalvia; Ostreida; Ostreidae. Bases 7 to 531 code for a protein of 174 amino acids. The transcript has 5 exons.
GUUAACAUGUCAAUGAAAGGUAGAACGAUAAAAGCCAUCUUGAAUGAAGCGAAAAAAGGGACCAGUGCUGAUUCAUCUCGAAUAGGAAGAGCUGAAGCCAUAUUAACCCAGCUUAAGAAGGACGCUGACUGGCUGCAGGCAAACAAUUCACCUCUUUACACAAAAAUCAAGAGUGAUAUAGAUAGAAAGACUUCAUAUUCAAGGCCAGAGGUAACCAAAGACUCAGAUGAUCUGUGCAGAUUUUUGGCAACUCAAAAAAGUGCAGACAGUAACGUAUGGAAAAAUUAUGUCUUCUUAUUGGAAUGUCGAAAUCAUAAAAGAGAAUCGUCUGCUACCAAGAAUAACAAAACUGUUAUGAAGUCUGGAAAUCAAAGAAAACCAUCAACAAACGCUGGUAAGCUAUCAACGACAAGCCCAUCCAAGGACAAUCAAGAAUAUCCAGUUUCCAAUCACCAAAUACGAUUGAGCAGAUAUGCCAGUCAGCAAUUAACGCAAGGAAACCCAAAUAUAGCUGACCUAGUGAUAAAAUAG